Rubroshorea leprosula is the source of this 2354-nucleotide messenger RNA. The record is from the annotation of a GenBank genome assembly. Lineage: Eukaryota; Viridiplantae; Streptophyta; Magnoliopsida; Malvales; Dipterocarpaceae.
AUUAAAUUUCACCAGAAGCAAUCAAAGCAGCAAACUUUACCUCUUCCUACUUCUUAGCAUCAUCAAAUUCAAAAGAUAUACAUUUUUUGAAGAUCUCCAAGCUUAUUAAAUUUUAUGAGAAGAAGAAGCAAUCAAAGCAGCAAACUUUACCUUUUCCUACUUAGCAUCAUAAAAGUCAACCGGGUUUCCUGUGUCUGAUUGAACAACUGCGAUGUUUAUCAUCUAAAUGAUCCUGUUCAAAGACAUUCAAUUCCCAAAGCCAAAGAAACGUAAAUCACAAAAAAGCAGGAUGCAGGAAGUAAAGUUUUUGAAAAGAGAAUUCCCACCUCCCUACGAGAAAUUCAAAUCCUACUGCGAAAAGGAUUCAUAGGAAGCUAAAUUGGAAAUCAAAUCAAGAAACCAAAUUUGAGCAGUCUUGAAUCUAAUCUAAUUUAUAAACCACAAUCAUUGCAACUUCAAUUGCAAAUCACCAUGGACAGUCUCUAUUUCUCUUUAGAGGUCGACGAUAAGGAGUUCUCCACCUGCGACAACCACGAUGAUGAUGAAGAAUUCCAAAACGACCUUCAAGCCCUCAAGCAAGCCUGUCUCAAAACUGGUACUAACCCUGACGAUAUCCAAAACGACGCUGCCGAUUGCAAUCCUCCUCCGGUUCCUGUGUCCGUAUCCGCCACCACUGCAUCAGCCAACCCGUUAGCUUUGGAUUCUGAGAGUGAUUAUGAGGAUUUGGAGCUGCUUCGGAGCAUAAGGAGUCGUCUUGCGAUAUCGGAGGAUGUUUGCGAUCCUUUUUUACCGUCAAGUACUUCUGAUCAUAACGAGGACGACGCUGAAGAUGAUUUCGAGACUCUUCGUGCUAUCCAGAGGCGGCUUUCGGCUUAUACUGCUUCCGAAUCUGGGAUAUCAAGCGACAAGUCAGAGAAUUCUACCUUCCCAAAAUCUGCACAGAUGUUCAUUGAUGCAAUUAAAAGUAAUCGAUCAUUCCAGAAGCUUCUUCGUAGUAAAUCAACUCAGAUUGAAGCAAAAAUUGAGAAAAAUAAAAAAUUGAGGGAACGCAUUAAAAUUCUCAAGAACUUAGACAUUUCUUGCAAGAAAAGAACGACCCGGGCAUUAUCUCUGGGGAAGGAUCCCCGUAUACAAUUCAUCUCCACUCCCAAGUCCAACGCCUCGGGGAAACAUUGUUACGGUCCUCCAGAGAACCCUCAAGUUCCUGAUUAUAGAAUGGCUUUAACAAAGCUCCCACUUUCACUGGAACGGAAAAAAUGGAGUAAGGAAGAAAGGGAAAAUCUUAUAAAAGGGAUUAAACAACAAUUUCAAGAAAAGGUGCUUCACGGUUCUGUAGAUUCAUGGAGAGAUGGGAAUAAUUUGGACAAUAUUAUUGCAUCAAUCAAAGACAUUGAAAUUACCCCAGAGCGGAUUAGGGAGUUUGUUGCACAAGUUAAUUGGGAUCAAUUAGCUUUGAUGUAUACUCGUGGCCGUUCAGGUGUUGAGUGUGAAGCGAGGUGGUUGAAUCAUGAAGACCCAUUGAACAAUUCUAGUUCAUGGACAGCUGAGGAAGACAAGAAUCUUUUGUUUAUAAUCCAAGAAAAGGGGAUUGCUAACUGGCAUGAUAUUGCAGUUUCAUUGGGAACCAACAGAACACCAUUUCAAUGUCUAUCUCGUUAUCAGAGGAGUUUGAAUGCUUGCAUACUGAAUAGGGAAUGGACUGAGGAGGAAGAUGAGAAGCUUCGUUCGGCUGUUGAAGCAUUUGGUGAACGGGAUUGGCAGUCUGUAGCUUCAGCUUUGACAGGCCGCACUGGUACUCAAUGCUCUAAUAGAUGGAAAAAAUCACUUCAUCCAUCUAGAAAAAGAGUGGGAAGAUGGUCUGCAGAUGAAGAUAAACGCUUGAAAAUAUCAGUAAUGCUUUUUGGACCAAAAAACUGGAAAAAAAUUGCUGAAUUUGUUCCUGGACGAACCCAAGUGCAGUGUAGAGAGAGAUGGGUCAAUUCUUUAGAUCCUUCUUUGAGUCGUGGUGAAUGGAAUGAAGAAGAGGAUUUGAAGUUAGAAGCAGCAAUUGAAGAACAUGGAUAUUGCUGGUCGAAGAUUGCUGCAUGCAUGACUUCACGAACAGAUAACCAGUGUUGGAGGAGGUGGAAGGUUUUGCAUCCGGAUAAAGUGCCCUUGUUUCAAGAAGCUCGGAGGAUUCGGAAAUCCGCUUGUAUAAGUAACUUUGUAGAUAGGGAAUCAGAGCGUCCUGCAAUUGGUCCUAAUGAUUUCAUGACAUUUCCAGUAACAGAUUCAACAUCUAAACCUGAAAAUACCAACAUGAUUGUGAGGAUGAUGAUGUGAGUCUUGCUUGCUUGAGAAGAAAAUUAAAGGAG